ACGUGCACCUUUCCCACCUGGCGGAACCGGAGUGCGCGUGUGCGCGUGUGGGCAAUUCCAAACGCUCGCGGCCACCCGCUCUGCAGGUUAUCCUGGUGAGUCCUACAGCAGUAGCUACAAGUAGGACAGCUCUCCCCAUGUGUUUAUCUGUGGACUUUCAGAACAAGCACUUCACACACCAUGAAUAGGUCCAACUCGCUGAAUGUCAAGGGUUUGUUAAAACUAAAGUCACACGAGAAGGACAAUAAGGCGCUCAAACGGUCGUGGUCGCUGAAAGAUGGAAGUGAGACCAGCCCCAGAGAUACGACGAGCCCAGGUCCUUUAGUCCCGGGAGACAGCGCCACAUCGCCGGAUAACGUUUUACCUAAAUCCUCGAAAGAAAAAAAGGGAAAGCGGUUCUCGUUCAGGCUGAAAAGGAAGAAAUCCAGGAGCAAAGCAGAAGAAGACGUGUUCUUAGACAAUGAUGACACAGAGGGCUUCGCCAGCCACCGGAGCUACGACCAGCUGAGUGUUUCCACAGAGUGCGCUUUCCCGACUGAAUCGGAUUGGGACCCUUGUUGUGAGUCCACCUCCAUGAUCAACUUUGACAUGACUCAGCGAGGCAACCCUACUUCACCUUCUAAAUUCUUCAAGACCUCAGAGAAAAAGGGAGUGUUGGAUCGACUCAGCAACUUCUUCCACUCCAAGAGAAAGAAGAGCAGUAGUAGGCAGCAUUCAGACACCUCCACCAAUGGAGGUUCCCCAGCAUCACCUCAGUCUCAACCGGAUGAUGGGCAAAAGACUCCAACUCCGUUUCGAAAGGACAGUGAGCUAACAGGGCCACACUAUGAGUCUCAAACAGGAGCAGAGCAUAGUGACACUGUCAGCCAAAGCUCCAUUCCCAGUGCCUCAAGCAUGACUUCUUUUUCGGCAGAUGAAGCAGAGUUCCCAUUUGCAGACAGUAACAGCAGUGGCAGAAACAGUGUGAAGGAGAUGAAUGUGGUCGGCACAGAAAGGAAUUCUUGUGAUUUGACUUCUACCACUCUUGACCUUACUGAAAUUGCUCAGGUGAGUGCUCGUCCGAGCUCAGAAUUAAGCUUGACAGAGUCCGUAGUGGAGGAAGUAAACAAGAGGCUGCACGUUAAUUUGGAGGAACGCAUCCUGAAGAAUACAGAAGGUUCCAGUGAGGACGGUAAAGUUAGCCCAACCACACUGAUGGCAUUUACGAUUCCCAUUUCCAAGGAAGCUGAGGUCUCAAAGUCAUCUAAAUUAACCACUAUAAGUUUAGCAUCAAAGAAAGGAACUACAAAGGUCGGAGAUACAGGGCACAACACUGACCUAACAGAAAUAACAUUAAGCUCUCACUCAUCCACCUCACCCCCUGAUGUGACUGAACAGAAAGACAAAGACUCUCCAGAAUUAAAGAUGGAAAACUCAAGAGCUAAAAGGAAGACUCGGAAAAAAAGCUCUGGUGAAACUGCAGCCAUGUUACGGAGCCCUUCACUUGAGAGAGAUGAUUCUCCUGUCCAACUCUACAAAGCCAUAUGGGUAGAAACAUACCUAGGAGAGGAGGAAGACGAGAGGGAGGGGGUGAAUGAAAGGGAUACAAUGAAAGAGAGGGAGGAGGACUUAAGAGCAGACUCGCCUCCUGUGCUGGCUAUGCCUGUCACAGUCAUUUCUGAGGACGACUCAGUCACUCGGGACGCUGCAGACAGCCCUUCUACUCCCUCAGAGACUUUACCGUCCAGUGGCAGCUUGCCAGAAUCAGAAAUCUCCUUGGCACCGACCACAGGAGAGCUCCAAACAACCUCAUCACUGCCAGAGGAGCCUGACACUGGUACAGACUCAAAGCAAAGUUCUCUUCAAGAGAAACGCAGUUUGAGGGAAAUUCGUGUUACACGCAAGACUGUGAAUCUUCCUUCAAAGCAGAAGAUUGAUGCCCAGAAGGUGUACAUAAACCAAGAGCCAAGUUUGGAUGGGAAUGGAGGGAAGGAACUGACAGGAGGAGAGACCAGCAAAGAUUCAACUUCGAAGAUUCUGGAUACAGGAGAAGUAAAACUACUGCCAAGCCUCCAAAACAACCACAAUGAGGAACUCAAGGAACCCAGCCUUGAGUCAUUCACAACAGAUGAGACUACACUUUCUGAAACAAAUACUCCUGAACCUCUAGUUAAAGACAAAACAGAAUCAGAAGCCUCUGCACCCUCAGACAUGUAUAAAGCAAAGUUGCAAGAAGUGGGGUUCAGGGUUAGAGGCCAAGAAACAAAUGAGGCUACGCACUCCAAGCAAGGGCUUAAAGCAGCAGCGGAAAGUGGGCAUACCACAGCAAGUGGAGCAAAAACAUCAUCUUCUGCAGCUGGAAGCAAGACCAAAAUUGUCACAACAAAAGCAAAGAGCUCCACAGAAGGCACAAAAGUAAGAACCUCCAGUGACACUCCACCACGGAAGGAACAAAGCAAUGACAAAACAGUUUCUGUGUUACCAGUAUUAAAGGAACAAAGGACCAAUGGUUCCUCAAGUGCAAUGAACUCAAAGUCUAAAAUUCCCAAAAGGUCUACAUCAGAUGCUGAUGUCAAACCAGGGACACCAGAUAAAACAUCAGUUAUGGAUGCCUAUGAGACAACAGUCACUUCCAAACAGCAAAAACAGACGAAAACCAAAGAAUCUUUGAAAUCUCCAGUGACUACAAGAGCUGGCAGGAAACCAAGUUUUGAGGAAACUAAAGGAGGGAAACCUGUUUCAGGAGACAUUUCUCCCACAAAAAACACAAACAGAACAAUAACAAAGCCUGUUAAAGAAAAAUCAGAUGAGGCCAUUGACUCUGUAAACUUGAUAAUUGGUGUGGAGGAAGAGCAUAGGGAGUGUAGUGUUAAGACAGGACACCCACCUGGCAGGGAAAGCAUAGAUGUAAAGAAACAGCAGCAGAAUCGUAUGGAGAAUACAGCCCCAUUGCCAUCAAAGACUCGGUUGCCCAUUUCAUCUCCAACAAUAAAGAAGAAUGAUAAUAUGAUACAAACAAGUGCCACCAACUAUAAAAAAAAUUCAUCUGGCCAGAUAGACUCAGACAGACCCAGCCCCGAGCAGCAGGAAGUCCCUACUGAAGAGAGCUCUGGAAGUGAUACGCCACCCAUGCUCCCUGACAGUCCCAAGAAAGGAAGCAUGCUGUCAAUGAGACCAUCCAAACACCUCUCGAAAAGAAGCAUUAGCUGUGAAGAGAGGGACGCAGUCACUGUAAGUGUCUCCCCACCUGCCCCCAAACAAGAGAAAACUGUCACAUCAAGAAUCUCCAAACAGAGCGAAAACAUCAAACAACAACAAAAGAGUCCAGUAAAGGAUUUAGCUGAUCCAUUAUCACCAGUGAGCAAGCUUCCUACACGGAGUCAAAGAAGCUUUAACAAAUUAAAGUUUAAAAAACCUCAGCAUCCCCCAACUGAGCAUUCUCCUACAUCUAAACAGGACUCAAGUCAGAACACUAACACUGAGACAGCUGUCAAAGCAUCUGACAGAACUGUAGCAGAUAGAGUGACGGGCAGCACCAGUGGUGAUGGACUAAAACUCAAGUCUGUGUCUACAGAAGAAGAAGUACACAUUAUAAAAGCCAUAGACAAACAGUCCAGUACCAGUGAUAUCAAACUAAAAGGAAAAGAAACAAACAAAUUAGAAAACACAACCAGUCCUACAAGGGAAGAGAUUUCAAUAAUCCAACCAAUACAAAAAAAUGACACAAUGAUUACAGCACAUGCUCGCGUAGAAAUGACACCAGUAGCAGAGCCAGUAUCUAAGGUACUGCCUAGCAGUGAGGUUCCAGCAGUUCCAGUUCAGUCACCAGUCACUGAUUUAAUUAAUGUGGAGACAAAUGAACAGCAUGGAGAUAAACAACAAGUAAAAAUGGAGUCUUCCUCUGAAAAUAUAUCUCAUAUUCAAAGUGAUGGUACCACACAGGAACAGCAAACACUAUUAUUACCAGAACAUUAUCCAGAAGAAGUAGGUACUUUAGAGACAACCCAACUAGUAAGUAAGAUAAAACCAGGUUUAAUCCAGGAGAAAGAGCCAUAUUCUGUAGUGUCGACUCAGGACACACUACCAGCUGAUAUGGAUGUAACUGAUAUGGCAGCCAAACCUGUUGUUGACAGCACACAGUGUGACCUAAAGACCUGCUCUGAGGAGGAAGGUGUUAGACCCGAUAAUGUUUCCCUUAAAACAACAACCAAGACGACUUUUAAAAAAGCGGCUAAAUUGGCCUCAGAAGACCAAGAUGCUGAGCUAAAAGAUUUACUUCCAUCCCCCUCCCUUGCUGCUUCAGCUGAUGCUAACCUGGUCAGUACAGACCAGCAAAAAACAGAGUUAUUUAAGGAUCAAACCACAAAUAUAAUUCUCAGAAAUGAUGGAUUACCCUCCACAUUAUGUAUAGAUUCAGUGAAAAAUGUUGAGGUAGAGGAGAAAAGAGAAGAGGAGGUUGCCAGCAAACUACCAGAGGCUUUGGACAUUCACACAGAGACUGUCACUGUUUUUGAAUUGCCCAAGAAUGUUGAAAAUCUGCUGAACAAAGAAACUCUUUUACUGGCAGAAGAAUUAGAAAGACAGGAGAAAGACUCAAGACCAAAAGAAAAGAUGAAUGAUGCAGCAGAGCAAAGGUCUGAGUUAGAGAGCAGUUACAAAGAGAAGCCCAAAGGCACAACUAUCAAUGAUAAAGCAGAGAAAGAAAUUAGAAAACCAGAUAAACUAUCUGAUCUGUCAUCAGAGGAGAAAUAUUUAAAGCAUUUGUUAGAGAAGGGACCACAAAAUAUAGUUUCAGGUGCCCUGGAAGAGAAGAGGACUGAGGCAGAACAAGCAAGAAGUAUACAUCAUGAAACUACACAGCGAACAGAGCAACAGAUGAAGGCAUCAACAGUGAAAAAUGAACAGGAGCCCAAACUACUAAGCAAAGAUAACGAGGUAAAGGACGACAACACAAAUGAGGAGGACAAACUUGAUGAUGGUGUAAAGGAAAGCUAUACUCCAGAAAUAAAAGCUAUAAGCCAAACAAUGCAGGGUGAUAAAGGUAAUAAAAAAGGGAAGAUUUUACCAAAUCAGAUUUCUAAAAUUAGCAACCACAAUGACAAGCAAGCCUUAAUUGCUAAAGAGCAAGAUGAAGAUAUUCAAAAAACAAAGGAAAAUGCUAGUAGAGCAGCAGAAUCCAAGUGUCCAAGUGCUAACCUAGAACAGCAAUCUGAGACACACAAAACUCCAGAGAAGACAACAGAAAGCCAUAUUUUACAAGUGGACACAACUCAGGAACUAAUGCCAGUAAGCAGUGAAGCUCGGAGCACUGAAGAAAAGACUGAAACAAAAAACUCAUCACUAAACAGUUUGGCGAAUGAUACUACAGUGAGGCUGAACACUGACCAGAGGUCUGUAAUUGAUGGAGACCAAGAUGAGGACAUAACAAAGCCAGACAAAAAGAAAUUAACAGAAUUCAAAUGUCAAAAUUAUAAGUUAGAACAGGAACCAGAUGGAGAAAGAGCUACAGUUCAAGAGAAGACACAGCAGAGCUUAAAAACCGAUACAACUCAAGAAUUUAAUCCAUUAAGCACUAGUACAGAUGGUACAGAAGAAAAGGUUGAGAUAAAGCAUUCAUCCUCAAAGACCUUGGUGAAUGAGGCUGGAGACAAAACUGCUAACUUAGAAGUCAGCAACCAAAAAGGGCCUGUAGUUGUUAGCAACCAAAAUAAGGACAUGGAAAAAAGAGAGCAAAACAAAACAACAGAACCUAAACAUCCAAGCUCUAACCUGGAACAAGAGCCAGAAACAAUAACAACAAAAACUCUGGAAAAGACAAGGGAGAGCCUAAAUGAGAAAAUGGAUAUAACUGAAGAACUUGUAAGCACCAGUGCUAAAAAUACCAAAAGAAAGACUGAAACAAAAGAUUUGUCAGUAACUCUUACAGACCAAGAUGGGACUAUUACAAAACUAGAGAAAAACAAGUUGACAGAAUCCAAAUGUCCAGAUACUAACCAUAGACAGGAACCAGAGACUGUAAGAACAGAGAAGACCUCAGAAAGCCACAUUCAAAACGUGAAGGUUUUAAGUGCCAAAUCGCAGAGUGUUGAUGGAGCUAACGAGAAGACUGAAGCAAAGGAUUUACAAAAACAGUCUUCGUUAAAUGAGACUGUAAUUCAGAAUGCUAGUUCUGACAAAAGCACACAAAAGGACCAGAAGCCCCCAACUGUCAAACAUGAAUAUGUAGAGAAGAUUAAGAAAGCAGAGCAAAACACGGAUCAGUACGUAUAUUCCGAAGCUCCAAAUGCUAACAAAGAACAGGAACCAAAGACUGUAACAAAAGAUUCUACAGACAUGACAGAAGCCAGAUUACUUGUUUCCACAACUGAAAAAGUAGUUAGUAAGAGUAGCAACACAGAGAAACAGAACUACCUUAUUAAAGAAUGUGUUCAACAAGAGAAUAAUGUAACAAAACAAGAUGAUCAGCAAAUAAACAUAUCAAAGACAGAUGUCAAACAAGAGUCAGAAUCCAUUUUUGUAAAUGAUGCAUCUAGCAAAAAGGUUGGUGGAGAACAAACGGGCAAACCCAGUGUUGUUUUAGAUAAAAUAGCCAUUAAUACUGAUGCUCAGAAGAAUGAUAAAGACAUCAAAGAAAACAAAAAAACAGAUAGUGGUUUGAAACCAGAACUGCAAACAGUCAGUAGCAGUUCCUCUCUUCCUGCUGUGGCAAAACCAUCCACUCCAUCUCAGAGUCUUGAGCUAAAGAAGCAGUCUCCGUCUAGUUGGUUGGAUGUGGAACAUCAUCAAAAACAGAAGAAACAACACAAAAAAAGACUGGAUGCAUCAGCCAGUGAGGAUGAAUCUCUUGAACCUGAUGACAUUGAUGAUUUCAUCAGGAGCAUUAAGGAGGGUGGAAUUCCUUUCUCACUACCUCCAAAAAGGCACAUUCGUAAAAAGUCCCCAUCUCCAUCUCCCCAUUUUGCCCUGCCUGCCAUCAAGGAGGACCAUUUUGAGAGAGCACUUGAUCCUGAUGAAUUCCAGUUUGGCUUAAGAAAAAAUAGUAAAAGCUUUAGGGAUCCAUCUCCAGCUAUGGUGCUAAAACAAAAAGCAGCCAAUAGGGAGGGACGGACCCUGAAUAAACGUGCACAGGGCACUGCCCUGCUCACACCUAGAGACCAAUUAAAUUCGCUUGGUGAGGAAGAAGGAAACGAGGGGACCAAAGGUGAAGGAAAAGAAGAUGGACAAAACAAUGGAGGGGAGUCAAGGAAGCUGACAUCAAGGCUUGAAAGGAUGUCCAUCCUCUCAAGCAUACUGAAUUCCCCUCGGCCCUCCAGGAAGGCUAAACAGGAAACUUCCUCUGCCUCAAAUAGUUCACUUUCAUCAAACCAACAAGAGGACCUACCCUCCCUUCGAAAGUGGGGAGUGGUUGAUUUGCCUCUGCCCAGCGUCAGCACAGAUAAAGAGGGUGUGAAAAGUAUAGGCGUAGAUCAAGGACCACCUGUGGGUGGUGGUGGUACAGGAACAGCUAGUGAGUCAUCUCUUAGGCCCUCCCCUCCUCCUCUACCCCUGUUCUCUAAGAUACAGCUGCCUGAUCAUUUGGAGAAAAACAUUAAGAAGGAUAAAAUGGAAUAUGAUACCUCCCAGGGCUCUACACAGACGACGCAUACUAAACUGAACCAUGAGGGGAGUGCUGUUAUGGACCAGGCCUCAAUAGCAGGAGUACCUAAUGAGGAUGUGGGGCUGAAGGACCCCCCUGCACCUCCUCCAACCACCAACUACAGCCAGCAGAAUCUUCAGAAUGGAUGUUCUACAACGAAGACAAAGAUACCCACAGUAAGAGGGUCCCACAGAAGGCCUGGAAAGAUUGUCAUACAUGAGCAUGCUGAGUUUGUAGGGGAAGCGUUUGAGCUCUGCUGUGAUGUAGCAGAUGCCACCAUGAUGAAGCUGUCCCCUGUCAUCUCAGUCAGAGUCAUCAGAGGAUGCUGGCUUCUCUAUGAAAAACCUGGUUUCCAGGGGCGUAUAAUCGCCUUUGAGGAAGGUCCUACAGACCAUAUAGUGAAUAUGUGGGCAGAGGAGGAAACUCCAGCAACAUUGGACCACAUGGGUCAGCCUGUUCCAACAGCACCUAUGGUCAUAGGUUCUAUCCGGUUGGCUGUUAGAGACUACAGCAUACCCAGGAUUGACCUGUUCACAGAGAUAAAUGGGCUGGGGAGGAUGACAUCCUACUGUGACGACACUGUACAGAUUGGCUCCUAUGGGAUCCCACAAAACACUGGCUCCAUUAAGGUCUAUUCUGGAGUUUGGCUGGUAUACACUGAUCCAGGCUUUGAGGGUUUUGUAGGAGUGCUGGAGGUGGGAGAGUAUGCCUGUCCAGAGAGCUGGGGCUUUGCUGAGCCCUACAUCGGGUCUCUCAGACCUCUCCGAAUGGGAGCAAUAAAGGUGGAACAUCCUAAUGAAGUCAAGGCCUUGGUGUUUGAAAGCCCCAACUUUGAUGGAGAGUGCAUUGAGGUAGACAGUGAAGUGUACAACAUGUUAGGACAGGAAGAGGAGGAAACAGAUGGGAACAAGAAGACACUGUCUGCAGUGGGGUCUAUAAAGAUACUUGGUGGUCUCUGGGUGGGCUAUCAAGAGGCAGGCUUUGAGGGUGAGCAGUACAUAUUGGAGGAGGGGGAGUAUCCUCACUGCACUGACUGGGGAGGAUCUGAAGAUGGGCUCCUGUCACUGCGGCCUGUAUACGCAGACUUCUUGUCUCCACAUGUUAAACUGUUCAGCGAGCGGAACUUUGACCUCAGUGUGGACUUGCUGGUUCCCAUCCUCAACAUGGAGAACGUCGGCCAUGGUGUCAAAACCCAGUCAGUCAAUGUCAUGGGUGGAGUAUGGGUGGCAUUUGAAAACCCUGGAUUCAGUGGACAGCUCUAUGUGCUGGAGAAAGGCCUGUAUGCAAGCCCAGAGGACUGGGGAGCCCAGAACGCUCAGAUCUCAUCCAUACAGCCAGUCUUUCAUGACAUACUGAUGGGAACUACAAAAUUCAAGGUGCAGCUGUAUUCUGAGCCAGACUUCCAGGGCAGGCUGGUGGCUCUGGAGGGCAGCACAGCAGCUCUGGAUGAAGACUUCAUGCCCAGGUCUUGUAAAGUUCUGGCUGGCAGCUGGGUGGCAUAUGAGGGAGCCAAGUUCACAGAGAAUAUGUACGUACUGGAGGAGGGAGAAUAUCCAAGUACAGAGGCCAUGGGCUUCCUGUCCUCAGACUCUACCAUCCACUCGAUACAAACCGUUGGACAUGAGUUCUCACUGCCCUCCAUCAUCCUGUUCAGUAAGGUUGGCUGUAGAGGUCGCAGAGUGGCUUUGACCAGUGGAGCUGUGAACCUUCUGCAGGCAGGCCUGGACACACACAUACGCUCUCUGGUGGUGGAGGGAGGAAUGUGGGUUUUGUAUGAAGGCAGUAACUACCGUGGACGACAGCUGCUUCUUCAGCCCAGCGAAGUGGGUGAUUUGUGCGAGUUCUGCGGCUGGCAGCAAAUAGGAUCCCUGCGCCCUUUACUCCAGAAACAGACGUACUUUCAUCUGCGGAACAGGGAGACAGGAUCUGUGAUGACUCUGACAGGAGAUUUGGAUGACAUCAAGCUGAUGAGGGUUCAGGCCUUAGAGGAGACAGAAGGAGUAGAACAGGUCUGGCUCUAUCGGGACGGACAACUUACCUGCAAGCUGUUGGAGGACUGUUGCCUGGAGACCUCAGGUGGUGUGAUGAUGGCAGGCAGUCGACUCUGUGUUUCCCCCGAGCAAGGCAAAGACAACCAGCUGUGGGAUAUUACCCCAGAUGGUGUGGUGCGCUGCCACCUUAAACCUGAGCUGGUCCUGGAGGUCAAAGGUGGUCACCAGUAUGACAAGAACCAGGUGAUUGUCAACACAUUUGAUGAAAGAAAGCUAAACCAAAAGUGGGCCUUGGAGAUUCUGUGAUCUGAUGAGCUACAAACCCACACCAAAGACAUGUGCUCUGUAGGGGAUUGAAAACAAACACUGCACUCUUUUAGUAAUUAUUGAAAACCAUACUUUUAAAAACAUGCAUAUAGUACUUGAUGAAAUGUUUCCUAUUUUGAGAAAGUAAAAUACUGCUAAUUCAUAGCCACUUGAUUUCAGACACUGAAUACCAAAGGCCCCAUGACCUGUCUGUUCUGACAGCAUGUAGUGACAACUCAGCCCUGUUCAAUGCUGCAUACCUGUCUUUGCUUUAUAGUACUUUUCUAAAUAUGAAUGAAUACUAUACAUUGACAGCUGCAAUAUAAAGCUGGAUGUGCCUACAGAUGUUUUCUUUUGUAAUUAGUGCUGAGCAAAGUUUUAUCUUUUUAAGACUUUCAUACUUUUAAACUGCACCGCAUUCGGUUGUACAUAAGCACCAAGUAUAUACUAAGUAUGCUGAUUGUAAAUAUGUGAAGAAAACUGGUACACAUGAGGAUAAAAAUG
Molecule: messenger RNA, 10416 nt
Organism: Monopterus albus (swamp eel)
Lineage: Eukaryota; Metazoa; Chordata; Actinopteri; Synbranchiformes; Synbranchidae
Product: absent in melanoma 1 protein-like
Exons: 23
Coding region: 181-9912 (3243 amino acids)
Source: RefSeq, a predicted model, not a curated record